AUGGCUGCGACGUCGGUUCACCCGCCGAGCACCAGACACGCAACGACAAUACUAUCCGCCGAAACAGCAGAGUUAUCAGUAAGCACUUUCCUCAGUGGUGCUAGUAGUACUAUGGACGCAAUCAGCAAUAUGGAUGAAACCAUUGAAACCACGGAAACGAUCAAUGCGAUUGGUUUGAUUGGUCCGAGUGCUGCUGCUACGGACUCUCCACCGCCGCGGGUCAUCACCCCUCCGCUCCAUGAAGAGACACCCCGGAGUGGCGGAAAGUCCGAGCCAAAGGCGGAAAAACGGCGUGCGCGGAGCGGCGGAAGCUCCGCCGCAAGCUCUUCCCCCUGCGCCAGUUUGCGAGCGGGGGGGAAGCUCUCCCCGCGCUCCCUGGCGGAGGAGCUGGAGCUGGAGGCGCUGCAGGGGAAGCUUCGUAUUCUGGAUACGCAGCGAGAGCUGAGCGCCGUCCGAUGCCAGGAGUUCGUGUACUUGAUCGAACGGUCCUGGUCGUCCAUGGAGGGAUGCAAUCUGGACGAAUCUGCAGUCGGUACUUCUACCUGCGCAGCAGGUUCAAAAAUUUGUGGAUCUGAACUUCUCAAAUCGGAGCUUCGGAAACCCGAGUCUGGCCGGUUCGCGGACGCACCUGAAGAGAACCCUGCCUCAGCGACAGCAUCAACGGCAGCGACGGCAACGGCGGGAACGGCAGCAGCAACGGAAGAAAUCGGGCUGAGCCAGCGCGAGACACGUGACUUGUACCGCCUAAGGCGGAAGUACCACGACAAAUCGCGAAGCGACUUCUGGGGUUUCCGAUGGGGCAGCGAAAAGCAUUCCGCAAAAUCUGGUAGCAACAAAAGCGGACCGUCAAUCGGCGGCAGGACGCUGGAUCCAACUGCAUCGACGCGGAAAGACCUCGGAACGGAGACGACAACAGGUAGAUCGGCAAUUCCUAGGUCGAAAUCUGCCGCGUGCUGUUCUAGCAUGCACUGCAGCGGAAGCGGAAGGUGUGCGGCUUUUUCGGGGCCUUGCAAGUCAUCUGAUAGCGGCCCGAGUGGGAGCAGCAGCAGCAGCGCCGCGGUUGGAAGAUCAGCGUUCGUUCCGAGCUUGCGAGAUGACCUAAGCUUCUAUGACAAACCCCGUUCCGCUGCAGCCUACCCUGCUAAUACUAAUAAGCGUUGGUCGCGCCGCACUUCGCCUAAAUGCGGGUCCCGAAGCGCCGAGUUCCCCCUGCAGUCUACGUGCGAAUCAACGGUUCUCGAUCCUUUGUGCGAAUCAACGGCUCUCGAGUCACCGCAGGGUGGUUUGGACUUGCGGCAAGCGGGAUCGCCGCGGAAAGGGUCACCGCAGGGCGGGUUGGCGACUGCCGUAUGGGAUGAAGUAAGCAAGAGGAGUUCUCGCGAUGUGAAGCUGGAAGCUGUGCGAAAUGUAUCUGGUUACCGUGAGCGAAGGAUGGCAAGAUCGCUGCGGCGCCAUGUCAGCGUGAACAGCAGCCUCGACAAAUUCGCUACGGCAUGGUGA
Closterium sp. Yama58-4 is the source of this 1500-nucleotide messenger RNA. NCBI's taxonomy places the organism in Eukaryota, Viridiplantae, Streptophyta, Zygnematophyceae, Desmidiales, Closteriaceae. The record is from the annotation of a GenBank genome assembly.